CAAUAAAUAGAUUAUUCAAAAUGUCAUAAUAAUAAUAUAGAUAUAUUGCAGUUGAUGUAGAUGUCAAUUGUUGGUCCAGUCACACUAUUAUAUUUUCAAUGGUCUGUAAUCAGUUUUGUAUACAAACCUCAAUCCGUACAAUAGCAGUUUCAAAAUAUACUCAGGUAUUGGCAACUAUCAAUCAUUUGUUUCCAAAAAUGUGUUCAAUUUAAAAUGUCAGUAAUUAAAAACCACUUAAAAGAUGAUUUGUCGACAACCGGUAAACCAAAACCAUCGACAAUAAAUGUUAACCGAUGUCGUAGUACCACGACACAUAGAGAGGGUGGACCCGUAGAUACAGAUCUGGAAAUGAGUGAAUGUCCAUCAGUUCCUCUACGAAUAGAAGAAAAUAUUUUAUUGAGAAGCAUGACGGCCAAUCGAGGAAUGAUAUACCAAUUUAGCGUGUGGUAUAGCAAACAAUUCACUAUGCCUUUGUCGUAUUUAAUUGGAAUACCACUUGGUUGGCUGUUACUUGGCACAUUUCAAUAUUUUGUGUGUAUCGUCAUUUUGGGUGACAGUUUCUUAGACCCAUGGUAUUUCACGUGUGCUUGGAUAGUGGAAGUAAUUUCUAUGCUCCCCGUUAUUAUGAUUAUUACAAUCAUUAAAUGUUUGUACGUGCAAGUGGAAAUACUGGAACACUGUGAAAAAGUAACAUGGAUUGGUUUUACAUUUUUACUUUUUCAAGGGUUGGCCAUUAUAAUACUUUUGCUUCCAGUUAGCAAUUUAUUUAAAUACAUAUUUGGCGAUUUUUCACGACCGAUAAAUUUUUUUAUUUAUUGGAUGAUGUUAGCUUUUCCACACAUCAUGAUUUUAUGCUUUGCUACAUUUGGUUGUUGUUCAAAAAUACAUACAGCUAACAUGCAGUCAGUUGGAAAUGUCAUUAAUCAUUGAAGGGGAUAAUUUGAUGUUUAGAUCGUUUUCGCGACAUUUCCGUUAUGCUAAUAAUUGGAAAAAGCAUGGAACUAUACAAGUGCAUUUCGAAACAACUAAUCAGCGGAAAGCAAUAAAAAUUGAUAAUAAUAAUAUUGAACUACAAGAACUUAAUUACCAUCCAAUAUUUCGAA
This is a messenger RNA of Rhopalosiphum maidis (corn leaf aphid), 1103 nucleotides long. RefSeq lists its product as uncharacterized. The transcript is spliced from 6 exons. Lineage: Eukaryota; Metazoa; Arthropoda; Insecta; Hemiptera; Aphididae. The record is from RefSeq and is a predicted model, not a curated record. The coding region runs from base 214 to 930 and encodes 238 amino acids.